This is a messenger RNA of Dinoponera quadriceps, 1647 nucleotides long. It is a transcript of the gene Hsdl2, whose product is annotated as hydroxysteroid dehydrogenase-like protein 2. Gene Ontology annotation, cellular component: mitochondrion. The coding region runs from base 1 to 1236 and encodes 411 amino acids. NCBI's taxonomy places the organism in Eukaryota, Metazoa, Arthropoda, Insecta, Hymenoptera, Formicidae. The record is from RefSeq and is a predicted model, not a curated record. The transcript is spliced from 8 exons.
AUGAUUAACACAGGGAAGCUGGCAGGUCGCACUAUUUUUAUUACUGGCGCUUCCAGAGGCAUUGGCAAAAGUAUAGCUUUAAAAGCGGCAAAGGAUGGUGCAAAUAUUAUUAUUGCUGCUAAAACUGCUGAGCAACAUCCAAAGCUACCGGGUACUAUUUAUACAGCAGCCAGCGAAAUUGAAGCAGCUGGUGGUAAGGCUCUGCCUUGCAUUGUAGAUGUGCGUGAUGAGACACAGGUAAUUAACGCAGUGAAAAGUGCAGUUGACAAAUUCGGUGGUAUAGAUAUUCUUGUGAACAAUGCGAGUGCUAUUUCUCUAACAGGUACUCUUGCAACUGAAAUGAAAAGAUAUGAUUUGAUGAACAAUAUCAACACUAGAGGAACCUUCCUUGUAUCGAAAGUUUGUAUACCAUAUUUGAUGAAAAGCACGAAUCCGCAUAUAGUCAACAUAAGUCCCCCACUGAGCAUGAAGCCAAUUUGGUUCAAGAAUAAUGUCGCAUACACAAUAGCAAAAUAUGGAAUGUCAAUGUGCGUUCUUGGAAUGGCAGACGAACUUAAACCAAACGGAAUCGCAGUAAAUGCUGUUUGGCCAAAGACAGCCAUACAUACUGCUGCAAUCGAGAUGUUAUCAGGCCCAGAAUCGAGUAAUUUCAGCCGUAAACCUGAGAUCAUGGCAGAUGCUGUUUAUGCAUUGCUUUGCAAAGAUAGCAAGAUUGUUACUGGGCAGUUUUUAAUCGACGAAGAUAUACUGAAAGGCGAGGGCAUUACAGAUUUUACAAACUAUGCCUGUAACCCAGAAAAUAAAGAUAAUUUAAUGGUGGACUUUUUCAUAGAAGAUAACAUUUCAGUUAUCCAAAAUAAAUUUAAUCCGCAAAUCUCCGACGAAACGAGAAGUGGGACUGGAAAGGUAGAAGGUAUAUUUAGUGCCAUUAAUGCCAAUUUAAGUACUGAAUUGGUCAGCAAAACUGGCGCUAUAUUUAAAUUCAAUGUCAAAGGAGAUGAAGCUGGCGUGUGGUUCAUCGAUUUGAAAAAUGGAAAAGGUGCUACUGGGAAAGGAGAACCGAGUCAACCAGCAGAUGCAACACUUACAAUGGAUUCACAAAAUUUUUUUGCCAUGUUUUCAGGUAAACUAAAGCCUACUGCUGCUUUUAUGUCAGGUAAGUUGAAAAUUAGCGGAAACUUACAGAAAGCAAUGAAACUGGAGAAACUGAUGAGCAGUCUAAAAUCUAAAUUGUAAACUUGAAGUAUGUGAUAUGCGAGUUGUUUUGGAAGAUCAUGAAUAAUAUAUAUUCUAUUAUAUAUUUUGAUAUAUUACAGAAUACAAAAUAUAACAAUCUUCUCCAAAAAGAAACUAUAAAUAUAUUUUAUACGCACAUAAAUAUGUGCAAUAUUUGCUAUUUGUAAGAAAGAAAAAUGGCAUGAUGUUUCGCAUUACUUUUUUAGCUAAUAUGAAAUCGAUAAGUAAUUCAAUAAAUAUUUCGUUUAAAUAGAUGUUAGCAAAAAAUUGGCAUUUUGCGAAUGUUUAAAAAGAUUGUUUUUAAUCAAAUAUCGAUUCAAAAUAACACUUUUACACUUGCGACUAGCAAAGUUCUUAUUCUAUAAUUAUUAAGAUAUACAUUACAUACCUUGUGUAGAUAAAAUGUAUUAC